Messenger RNA from Penicillium cataractarum, 2043 nucleotides. Its product is annotated as ChAPs family protein. The record is from RefSeq and is a predicted model, not a curated record. The coding region runs from base 1 to 2043 and encodes 680 amino acids. The transcript has 7 exons. NCBI's taxonomy places the organism in Eukaryota, Fungi, Ascomycota, Eurotiomycetes, Eurotiales, Aspergillaceae. Gene Ontology annotation, cellular component: exomer complex. Gene Ontology annotation, biological process: Golgi to plasma membrane transport. Gene Ontology annotation, molecular function: protein binding.
AUGGUCGCGCCCGCUGUCCCCGAGAUCCAUGAGGAGGAGGAACUGUUCGUUGCGGUCGAUGCGCGCACAGAGUCGCUGCAGAGCUUGCGGGAAUUGGGUCCCCCGGACCUGGUCUACUUGGUGAAGCAACCAAAGGCCAAUUCAACCCGCCAGACCGGUGUGUAUCACCAUGUUACCGGAAUCGAUGCGUCCUCGUCCGCUAGUCUAGCCGCCUAUGUCAACACCCUUACAUUCUCACCCCUCGAUAAGACGCAUAAAGUGGUGUCGGGGAUUUACUGUUGCUACAAUGCGUUCUCCCACCUUGACAUGCGAGUCGAAGUGAAGAUUCCCGGCAGUCUAGAGGCAUACUGUAUCGAUGAGCACGGAGAUAAGCGUGUGGCUACGGAGGCGCUCUGGUUGGAGACGUUCUUGUGCGCUGUUCUGAGGGCUUAUCUGUACGCUGAUGAUGGGAGCGGAGAUGCUAUCAAGAAGAUUGUGGGCGUUAGACGGUUCAACCCAGUGACGAACACGGAGAUGGAACACAAGUUCUUGGAUGCUGCUGAAAAGCUGUUUUUCCUUGGUCGCCAGCUCAGCUCCGAUCCCGAGACGCAAGUCCCCAACACCGUUAGCAACCACUUGACCUCCGGCAUCCUCAAAUACAUUUACACAACCGGUCGUUACACAUCCGGAAUCAAUCUAUUCGAGAAGCUACGCACACGCGACGUGGAGGUCUCAUCACUUCUGGCCCGUGUACAGAUCAUGGCAGACGAGGAGGUACAAGCAGUGCGCUUAAUGUAUGAUGCCCUGCAGGAUGUGCCGAUGGACUACGCUCUCCUCGAUUGCCAGGCAAACUUCUGCCAGAGCAAGGGUGAAGGCGAAAUGGCCCUCGAGUGUGCUAAGCGGGCUGUAACUGCCGCGCCAAGUGAGUUCAGCACCUGGGCCCGCUUGGCUGAAGUCUAUGUUGGCUUGGAACAGUGGGAUUUGGCGCUUUUGACUCUCAACUCGUGCCCAAUGUUCACAUACCAGGAUAAGGAUACCCCGCGCAUGCCACAGCCGUCUCGUAUCAUGCUUCCCAUCCUAUCAGAGAGCAUUCUGGAUGAGAUUGAUGAGGGCCAACCUAAGCAAGGGGAUCCUCACGACUAUGUUCAUCCUUCUUUGAGGAAACUGCACGCUGCUGGAUACCAGGGAACGUUCCUCAAGGCCUACAACCUGCUUACCAAGAUUGCUGCUGCAAUUGGAUGGGACCAAUUGCUCAAGACUCGUAGCGAGGUCUUUGUUAUGGAAGAGGAAUACCGUGUCGAGCGCCAGCAUGUCCCGAAACCCGCACAGUCACUCGGAGCCGAGACGAAUGGGGUGUCGAUCGAGGAUGAUGAUGACGAUGAUUCAGGAUCCGUUUCUGGCCCUGGUCCCGCAGAGUCUGCGUCCACCAACGGCAAUGGAGAUGAGACAAACGUCGAAAGCUCCAUUGAGCGACCUGAGCAAAGCAUGGCCUCCGAGGUGGUCAAGUCUGGCAAUGAUGAUCCCGACCCGUCCCACAGCACAUACACACAAUUCCGGAAUAAGCGCCUUUGUGAGCGGUGGCUGGACAACCUUUUUAUGGUGCUCUACGAGGAUCUCCGCAUCUACACGAUCUGGCGGACCGAGAUGGCCCAGUUCCGCCAGCAAGCCAUGGAGUACAAGAAGUCAGCUACCGAAUGGGAAAUCCUCGGUGAACUCGCAGAGCGACUGCACCACUUUGACGAGAGUAUCGAGGCCUACCAGAGUUGUUUAGGAAUUCGAUUCUCGCCUAAGGCCAUGCGUGGUCUUCUCAAGCUGUACGAAAAGAGGAAUGAUACCCGGGGCAUGCUGGGUGCUUUGAUUCGUUUGAUCGCUUGGCAGUACCGCUGGUACUCUGAGUUCUCCCCGGAACUUUUGUACCUGGUACGGAAGCUGAUCGAGGACGAGGGUGCCGUCAAGGUCCGCAGCAUUGUUCAAGCGACCAACCUACCGCAACCCGUCCUGGAUCUCACACACCAAUACUGCCAGCUGUGUGCUACAUUCCGCAGCAGUGGUAGUGACGCUUAG